Messenger RNA from Argentina anserina (silverweed cinquefoil), 1470 nucleotides. Its product is annotated as transcription termination factor MTEF1, chloroplastic. Gene Ontology annotation, biological process: regulation of DNA-templated transcription. Gene Ontology annotation, molecular function: double-stranded DNA binding. The record is from RefSeq and is a predicted model, not a curated record. NCBI's taxonomy places the organism in Eukaryota, Viridiplantae, Streptophyta, Magnoliopsida, Rosales, Rosaceae. Bases 296 to 1240 code for a protein of 314 amino acids. The transcript has a single exon.
GUUAAUAGCAGUUUGUUCAUGUAUGAUUUUUAUUGCAAUUUUGGCCUAGUAUAGGAAAAAUGGAAUAUACAACUACAAGGAGCAAAUGGAUACACUAAAGAAACAACACUAUCAUUCAGUGAUGGCAACAGAAGAAGAGCUCUGGUCUGGAUUGAAUCCCAAACUAUCUGUAAAAUCCAAACUCAACCAAUCACCUUCAAUCAAAUUGCCAGGUUGGACUGCUUCGUACUAUUAAAACUUAGAUGAUAAUAUUUCCAAAGAGGUGGCCUCCUCUCACUCUCUUCCUCCAAAAACAAUGCCGCUAACAGCAGCAGCCCUGCAGUCUUCUCUAUGCUUCUCUCCUAAUAAUCCAUCAUCAUCAUCAUCUUCUUCAUCUUCAUCUUCCAUUCCCUUUAAUUUGCAGACCUCAAAUACCACCACCCAACUAGCAGCAAAACCUCAAAGCCUUCUCCAAAAGCACCCACUCUACACCCCCACCCACACCAAACUCUCCCUCCAGUUCAAAGAGAAAAUUCUCUGCCUUGAAAUCAUGGGAGUUGAUGCAGGCAAAGCACUCUCUCAAAACCCUAAUCUUCACUCAGCAACUCUUGAUUCAAUCCAAGCUAUAAUCACCUUCCUUCAAUCCAAAGGCAUUCAAGAAAAGGACUUGGCCAAGAUCUUUGGAAUGUGCCCACAUAUCCUCACCUCCAACAUCAAAACUGAGCUCACCCCAGUUUUCAGCUUCCUCUCAGAUUACCUCAAAGUCCCAGAAUACAACUUCAGAAAGGUCAUCAACAAGUGCCCAAGAUUACUUGCUUCAAGUGUGAGUGACCAGCUCAAACCAGCUUUGUUUUAUCUUCAGAGACUUGGGUUCAAGGACUUGCAUGCCUUAGCUUACCAUGACUCUGUGCUCUUGGUUUCAAGUGUGGAGAAGACCCUGAUUCCCAAGUUAAAUUUUUUGGUCGAUUUAGGAAUUCCAAGAGAUGAGGCUGUGGGAUUGGUACUGAGGUGUCCAGCAUUGCUUACUUUCAGCAUUGAGAACAACUACAAGCCAAAGUAUGAGUACUUCUCUGUGGAUAUGGGGUUGAAAUUGGAGGACUUGAAGGAGUUCCCUCAAUACUUUGCCUUCAGUUUGGAGAAAAGGAUAAAGCCAAGGCAUAUGGAGGCUGUGCAAAGUGGAGUCCAUGUGCCUUUGCCACUUAUGCUCAAGAGCACCGAUGAGGAGUUCAGGGAGUUGCUGAAGCAAUUUGGGGGUGGAUGAACACUGCUAGUUUGUAGUCUUGUGAAAUUUCUCUUGUUGUAUUUACAAGGUCAUCGUAGACCACACAAUAUUGCUUGCAUUUGUAAAAAACUUGCAAGCAGCUUGGAUAAUUUUAGAAGCUGUAUGUAAUCAUCUUUGCCAAGCAAGGUCACAAAUUCCAAGUGCCUGGUUCACUAGCAGUUGAGCCAAUAUAUAUUAGGCUGCGAUCAACCUUGAGAAAUCAAUAUGCU